UAAUAAAUACUUUGGAGUAAUUCGUAAACCCUUCCCAUACGAUCAUUUCUGGGGUUUUUGCUGAAGAAGAGAGAGUAAAGAACGCAAACAGUGGUGGAAAAGUUCUAGAAGGUUGUAACAAUGGCCUUCAUGAGUAAAGUUGGGAAUCUGCUUAGGCAGAGUGUGAGCAGGAAUAUUAAUUCAGAUUUGUGUGGAUCCAAUCCAUCUAUUUUUCAAGCAAUAAGGAGCAUGUCAUCUUCCAAAGUCUUCGUUGGAGGGUUAUCUUGGAAUACUGAUGAGACAUCCCUGAGACAAGCUUUCGCUGAUUGUGGAGAAAUUAUUGAUGCAAGAGUCAUCAUGGAUCGUGAUUCGGGAAGAUCUAGAGGCUUUGGAUUUGUGACUUACACAUCUACUGAGGAGGCUUCUAAAGCCAUCAGUACUUUCGACGGACAGAAUGUUGAUGGUCGAACGGUGAGAGUGAAUUAUGCAACCGAACGAGCACCCCGAAGCUUUGGUGGGGGUGGCUAUAACAGUGGGGGUGGCUAUAACAGCGGGGGUGGCUAUGGCUAUAACAGUGGUGGAGGUAGCUAUAACAGCGGUGGGGGUGGCUAUAAUAGUGGUGGGGGUGGCUUCAACAGCGGUGGGGGAUAUGGUGAUGGUGGUAACACUUAUGGUGGUGCUGGAGGUGGAGGUGGUUAUGGAAGUGAAAGCAGUGGUGGCGGAAAUUUUAGUGUUGCUGGUGGUGUUGGUGGCAGCGAAAGCAACUUUAAUGAUGGUGUAGGAGGUGGUGAAUCUGGUGAUAGCAGCUUUGCUAGUGGUGGCUACACAGGCAACACAGGAGGUUCUUUUGACCAGACAGGUCCCUUGGAAGGGAGUUUCAAAGAUGAUGAUGGCCAGCCAGAUGACUAUGCCAACAGGCAAGCUUGAUGCAAAAUCACUUCGGGGCAGAAGAAUGGACUGUGAGUUAGAGAGAUGUUAGAACGGUCUUCCGUGUUUUAUGCAUGUAAAGAAACUUACUAAGUGGGAUGUUCUUUUCUUUGUUUUGCAUUCUGGACCUUUUUUAAUUGAACUUAGAAGUCAAUAACUCGUGUUUGUUAGGUUGCAUACAAAGAUGCUUUGUAAUAAGCUUUUCAACUCGGGUACACUUUUUUAAGUAGCUAUUUUUAUUUCUACCUGCAAGUAACAACAGCCUUUAUAUGUGAACUUUAGAUAUCCGUAGUGGCUGGUUCGUUUUUUGAAGUUCACAGAGUUGAAAGCAGAAAUAUUGUAAUUGUUAUAUCAGGCAACCGUAAACUUUAUGUCA
Papaver somniferum (opium poppy) is the source of this 1282-nucleotide messenger RNA. RefSeq names its product glycine-rich RNA-binding protein 2, mitochondrial-like. Gene Ontology annotation, molecular function: RNA binding. The coding region runs from base 121 to 906 and encodes 261 amino acids. Lineage: Eukaryota; Viridiplantae; Streptophyta; Magnoliopsida; Ranunculales; Papaveraceae. The transcript has 5 exons. The record is from RefSeq and is a predicted model, not a curated record.